UGUUUUGAAAAAUUCUGAAGCAUGCUUAACGAAAAGAUGUUUCAACAACACUAUAAAAACCCUCCAAAAUUUAUUCAAAACAAUUUCUCUUCCAAAACACCUAUCAACACAACAACAAAUGUUUUACAAACAAAAUUUAAUUUUCUUCAUUUUUAUUCUCCUUGUCCAGCUCCAACAAAACGUCUACAAUGCUGCUAAUGUUCAAAUGGUUAAUAGAGGCAACAAUAAUGGUGGUCAACAUAGAAAAGCAACAGGAGAGGACGACGACUACGAGAGGUGA
Molecule: messenger RNA, 280 nt
Organism: Meloidogyne enterolobii
Lineage: Eukaryota; Metazoa; Nematoda; Chromadorea; Rhabditida; Meloidogynidae
Source: the annotation of a GenBank genome assembly